Danio aesculapii is the source of this 1873-nucleotide messenger RNA. It is a transcript of the gene tecrl2b, whose product is annotated as trans-2,3-enoyl-CoA reductase-like 2b. Gene Ontology annotation, biological process: very long-chain fatty acid biosynthetic process. The record is from RefSeq and is a predicted model, not a curated record. Gene Ontology annotation, molecular function: oxidoreductase activity, acting on the CH-CH group of donors. Lineage: Eukaryota; Metazoa; Chordata; Actinopteri; Cypriniformes; Danionidae. The coding region runs from base 198 to 1223 and encodes 341 amino acids. The transcript has 12 exons.
AAAGUCUCUUUAAUCUUUAAAUUCUUGUAAGCUCCAGUGAAAAUAUGCAACUACUGUAUGUCAACAAGAUACCCAACUCGAUCUGCCUGUGAGGUCAUCAUGAGAUGCCAUGGCUUUACCACGUGAGGGUCGGAUAGCAUCAGUUCGCUAAGCGCCCUCGGCAGGGCUCACCUACAGUACAGCCCUCAAUAGGCAUCAUGGAAUGUCUGAACUUAAAGGAUUUGUUCACCGUUGCGCACUUCAUAAAGACCAGGUGUGAGCACGGCCUGAAAGCUGGUGAAAACAAGGAUAAGAAUUAUGUCUUUUUUGAGGUGGAGAUCCUGGACCCCAAGAGCAAGGCGCAACUCUGCUACCUGGAUAAGGUGGAGCCCAGUGCCACCAUCGCUGAGAUCAAGUCUUUGUUCCACAAAACAUACCCCAAGCUUUAUCCAUCACGACAAGCACUGAAGUUGCAUCCUGAGGGAAAAGCCCUCAGUGAUGAGGAUGUUUUGGAGGAUCUGCCAGUGGGCACAACCGCAACAAUGUUCUUUCAGGACCUCGGCCCACAGAUAGGCUGGACUAUGGUCUUUCUGGCAGAGUGUCUUGGGCCGCUAUUUGUUUACCUGCUGUUCUACUUUCGGCUUCCAUACAUCUACAGACACGAAUAUGACUACAUCCGAAGUCCACUUAAAGUUGUCAGGCUGGCUUGCUGGUGCCACUGUCUUCAUUACAUUAAGAAGCUUGUGGAAACUAUUUUUAUCCAUCGCUUUUCUGACGGAACAGUACCUUUACGCACCAUCAUGCUGCUGUGUCUGUACUACUGGGGAUUUGCAUCAUGGCAGGCGUAUUAUAUCAACCAUCCACUCUACACCCCAGCAACAUAUGGGAGGCUCCAGAUUUACUCUGCACUGGCAGUGUUUUUGCUCUGUGAAUUCGGAAAUCUUUCAGUUCAUCUUAUUCUGAACCGAAUCAGCUGUAAUGGUUCCAAGCCUACAGAGAUUCCGUAUCCCACAAAUAAUCCAUUCACAUGGCUCUUUUUCUUUGUGUCCUGCCCAAACUACACAUAUGAGGUGGGAUCAUGGAUCAGCUUUGCAGUCAUGACACAAUGUGUUCCAGUUGGAGUUUUCGCAUUUUUGAGUUUAAUUCAGAUGACUAUAUGGGCUCGGGCAAAGCACAAAACCUACGCGCAGGAAUUCAAAGACUAUCCUGAGCUGAGAACGGCCAUCAUUCCACUCUUCUUCUAAGAUCUGCUGGAUGGAGGAUGAGUCUACAUGCACUUUUGUCACUGGAUGCCCCACCAAACAUUAUAUUAUAAACUGCAUAAAUACAUCUAUUGUUUUGAUCUUUUCAGACACAUGAGUGAAGUGUGAUGUAUGGCACUUUCUGAAGUGUGAAAUUGUAAUUACAUUAAUUAUGAAGAGAGGCGUACUGAGCAUAGACUGAGAGAGUCGGUAAAAAGGAUCAAAGAGAAAGUAAGCUUUUUUUUGUGAAUGUGCAAGACGUCUGAUUCAUCGGCCGCUACGUUGAAAUACCAAGAAGAGGAAGAAUAGUGCAGUAAAUGGGAAAACUGUUUGCUAUACAAAAGAGUGUGUCAAUAAUUAGUACAAUAUUUUAAAUUAAUGUUUUCAAUAUUAUGAAGCAUAACAGUUUCAUACAUCUAAAAAUGAAGUAAUUAUCAUUGGAUGGCAAAUUCGUUCAGUUUAUAAAUGGCUGUACCCAUUAUGUGGUAAAUGAGGUGGAUACUAACAGUGACUUUUAAAAAUACAGUCUUCUAAUGUGCAGGUGGACUAUGUGUGGAGUGAGUCUUGUAUGAGUGUAAUGCAAAAACAUGAUGUAGAGUGAGACAUCGAUAUCGAUUGUUGAUUUUUGUAUUCCAUUAAAGCGUUUUGCAGAA